CACUGUUCAAAGCCCUUCUGGCUCAGCACUAUUCAGAAAUGAUGGCCAAGUGUGUUGUAUUGACCGCUGUAGCGAUGCUGGCGGUGGCAUGUGUGGCCUCUCCUCUGUCCAAAGACACAACUGCGACCACAAAGGCGACGGAACGGCUUCCGGAGAGACCACCUGAGACCCCCGGGAGACUGGAGAACCGUGUGAGGCGCUCCGUGCAGAUAUCUGAGGAUCAGCGUGAGCUCAUGUCCCGGCAGCUCUUACAGGCACUAUCAGAAAUCAUCCAACGGGAGGACUGCGUUACAGAUUAUCAAGGCUGGGUAGAUUUUGGGCGCCGAAGUACAGACUGAGAUGUAACUGUCUGCG
Molecule: messenger RNA, 354 nt
Organism: Labeo rohita (rohu)
Lineage: Eukaryota; Metazoa; Chordata; Actinopteri; Cypriniformes; Cyprinidae
Product: gastrin/cholecystokinin-like peptide
Exons: 3
Coding region: 39-338 (99 amino acids)
Source: RefSeq, a predicted model, not a curated record